Molecule: messenger RNA, 1119 nt
Organism: Uranotaenia lowii
Lineage: Eukaryota; Metazoa; Arthropoda; Insecta; Diptera; Culicidae
Product: atrophin-1-like
Exons: 4
Coding region: 1-717 (238 amino acids)
Source: RefSeq, a predicted model, not a curated record
AUGGCAGGUGGCGGCAAAGACUAUCGUCUUCCAAAUGUUGGCACAUCGAACAACGUUACCGGAAGGCAGAACACGAAGAAAGCAAUCAAGCAGACCAUGGAAUGUAGUGUCGUGGCUUCCGCUACAACGAGAACUGUCGCCAACAAGUACCAUAUGCUAUCUCACCAGCAUCAGCACGAACCAACCCAGCAUCAUCAUCUGCAACCGCAGCAACAGCCUCCGCAACAUUACCAUCAACAUCAGUCGCAGCAGCAGCAACAUAAAUAUAAUUUGUCUUCCUCCUAUCAGCCAUCAUCCUCCUCAGGCGUCGGUGGUCCACCGAUAUCAAUGACAACCGGUCCCACGAUCCCCGGAGGCGGCGGAAUUCGCGGCGGUAGACCACGUGCCAUGUCCAUCCAAUCACUCCAUCAUGCCUCCUCCACAUUGCAAAAUGGUGCCGGUGUCAGUAGCAAGUAUCUGCCACCGAACAACGCACAUCAACCGCGCUACCAUCACGAUCCAUCAACCCUAGAAUAUGGAAGUAACAUGCCGUACGGAAUGCCCGGCAGCCGACGGAUGUCCCUGGACAGUCAGCACGGCGGCCAUCUGGACAACCUAUCCGUGAUGGGGAAUGCCAUUGCACCGGAACUCAAACCCAAAGUACCAACCAUGAGCGAGCGGGAUCUCACCAGGAGGCACCACCCCUGCUACACCCGCAAUCAACCGUACUUUUCCUAAAAUAAAUUGUAAAAGAAAAAUUUGUUUUAGUACCGUUGAAUAAGUGCAUUUGAUGUCAUCGGAAAGAAUUGUAAACAAUACUAUUCACUCUGCUACACGCAAUCAUGCAAACACCUUAUAAAACAAAAUUAGACCAAUGGCUAGCGAAAAGAAAGAGAACGUGAUCCGUUCGAUUUACAUUUAUAUAUUAGUACGUAGUCUAUAGGAUAAGGACAAAAAAAUCCCGUUCGUUCAUUGUUGUGUUAAAAUGUUUCAUUCCCCAGAAUAUUUCGGCGGUUAGUCCCCCAGGUUUAUCGAAAAAUUGACUCCCUCUGAAAAAAGUUAGAGCUUUGUUACAAUUCGGUUGCAUUUAAUCCGCUAAACGUAGCGGAUCCUAUUGAAGUAUUAUUCCAGCAUUUAAUA